This is a messenger RNA of Gossypium arboreum, 3322 nucleotides long. Its product is annotated as pentatricopeptide repeat-containing protein At4g19220, mitochondrial. The record is from RefSeq and is a predicted model, not a curated record. Gene Ontology annotation, molecular function: protein binding; RNA binding. Gene Ontology annotation, cellular component: intracellular membrane-bounded organelle. The transcript has a single exon. Gene Ontology annotation, biological process: RNA modification. NCBI's taxonomy places the organism in Eukaryota, Viridiplantae, Streptophyta, Magnoliopsida, Malvales, Malvaceae. Bases 247 to 3123 code for a protein of 958 amino acids.
AGUGGAUUAUUAUAGGUUAAAAUCACCUAUUAUUAUUACAGGUUCUUAUCGUCUUGGUAAACAUCACACUUUAGCAAAGACUUGGAAUUGAGGGUCAUUGCUGGGACUACGGCUCCAAUGCCGCUGUAUUUGUUUUGUACGUAAAUAGAAAAGGAAAAGGUUACACUGGUUUCAAUCAAUUCAGAUUAUAAUAGAUGAAUAUUUACACCAAGUUCAAACAAUGCGUACGAUAUAUGAAUAUGUUGAAUGGGUAACCGAGUUCAAACAAUCAAGCCCUCAAAAGCCAACUUCCCAAGAUACUUGAUAAGGCUAACCGGGUACUUCUCUUCACCACUGUUGCCUCCGAAUAAAAAAAUUUCAAGCAGAAUUCCUGUUGGCCGCAAGCUCAAACAUCCUGUCUUGUUUAUCGGAUCACAUGGCCUCUUCUCAAAUGUUCAUCCUCCAUUUGAGGCCAAGUCGUUUCAUUUUUCUACCGUCGUUCAACCGUUUGCCAAAAUGUCCCAAAGAGAUUCCUAUCGACUAUAUACCCAAUUCUACGAUGUCAUUGAACUCCUUAAGUCCUCAACGGCAAGGCCCAGCCUAGUAACAGCUACAAUCGCCCAUUGCUUAGCUAUCAAGAUUGGUGCUCUUGCUCACCUGCCAGCUUGCACUUCUCUCCUCACUGCGUAUUCAAGAGCCAAAUAUUUCAUCUCAGCUUUGGCAUUGUUUGAUGAAUUUUGUGACAGAGAUGUGAUCCUUUGGAAUGCUAUGAUCAAUGCUGCAGUUGAAAAUAAGUCUUACAAUGUUGCCAUGCAGUUUUUCGUUGAAAUGACUGAGGUGGGUGUUGCUUUUGAUUCCACAACUUUGUUGCUUAUUGUGUCAGCUUUAUCUCAUAUGAAGUACUUGAAACAUGGGAAGAGUUUUCACUGUUUGAGCAUUAAAGUGGGUAUGCUUGGGGAUUGUAGUUUAUGCAAUGCUCUACUAGACAUGUAUGCUAAAUGCGGUGACUUAACCUCUUCUCAGUCUAUGUUUACAUGGAUGGAUUGUCGAGAUGUUAUUUCUUGGAAUUCAAUGGUAAAUGGUUUUCUUUAUAAUGGUCAUCCUGGAAAGUCCUUCUGGUGUUUCAGAGAGAUGAUUUCAUUGGGAAUCAGAGUGGAUAGUAUGAGUUUGUCAUGUGCUAUCUCAGCAUCUGCUGCUUUGGGGGAGUUAAGUUCCGGACAAACCAUUCAUGCUUGGGGAAUAAAACAGGGAUACAACUUUGACAUCUCGUGUUCCAACUCUCUGAUUUCAUUAUAUUCAGAGUCUGGAGAUAUUGAAGCUUCAAAGUCAGUGUUUAAAGAAAUGGUGCUUAAGGAUGUCAUUUCAUGGAAUGCAAUGAUUGGAGGCUUUGCCUCAAAUGGAAUGAUUUUGGAAACGUUUGAUAUGCUUUACAAAAUGCAACUAACUGGAUAUGCUCAGCCUGAUGUAGCGACUUUAUUUACAACAAUUUCAUUUUGUGCAGAGUGGAUGCUAUUAAGAGAAGGGAAGACUGUCCAUGGAUUCACAAUUCGCAGACAGAUGAUAUCAGAUUUAUGGGUGAUUAAUAGCCUUUUGGACAUGUACUCAAAAUGUAAUUGUAUAAUCAAGGCUGAGCUUUUAUUUAAUGCUAUCCCCAAAAGAGACUUAGUCUCAUGGAAUGUGAUGAUCUCUGGCUACAGCCGGAAUGGGUAUUCAAAAGAAGCUCAAAGUUUAUUUAAGACACUGACCCAUCAGUGUUUACAGUUGAGUUUUUCAACUGUCCUGGCUGUUAUUUCGUCUUGCAUUUCCCUUGAUUCCCUUCAGUUUGGUAAAUCAAUUCACUGCUGGGAGAUAAAGGCAGGGCUUUCAAGCAAUAUUCUUAUGGUUAAUUCCCUCAUGCAUAUGUACAUUAAUUUUGGGGACUUAUCAGCUGCUUUUAUGUUGUUUGACACAAUUUCUGCCGAAGUGGAUAUUGCCUGUUGGAACACUAUAAUUGCUGGUUGUACAAAUAAUGGCCACUUUCGAGAAGCUUUAGCAACAUUUAAUUGGAUGAGGCAGGUAAUGGAUGUUAUGUGCGAUUCUAUCACUCUUGUGAAUGUUAUAUCAGCUUGUGGAAAUCUCUUGUUGAUUUAUGAAGGUAAAUCCCUGCAUGGCCUUGCCAUUAAAACUUUUGUGGGAUCAGAAACUCGAGUGCAGAAUGCGCUAAUCACUAUGUAUGGAAGAUGUGGUCACACUAAGAGCGCGAGAUCAGUGUUUGAUUUCUGUUCAAGUCGCAACUUAUGCUCAUGGAACUGUAUGAUCUCUGCUUUUUCCCAGAAUAAGGAAGGAAGACGAGCACUAGAAUUAUUUCACUUUCUUGAAUUUGAACCCAACGAAAUCACCAUAGUAGCCCUUCUCUCAGCUUGCCAUCAGCUUGGACUUCUAAGACAGGGAAAACAAAUCCAUGGUCACGUAUUGCGGAUUGGAAUCUUUGAGAAUUCAUUCAUAUCUGCAGCCCUUGUGGAUAUGUAUAGCAACUGUGGACAGCUGGACCUAGGCUGGCAAAUAUUUACAAGGUCAAAGGAUAAGUCUAUCGCAGUUUGGAAUUCUAUGAUUUCGGCUUAUGGAUACCAUGGUGAUGGCCAAAUGGCAAUUCAACUGUUCCACAAAAUGUGUGAUUCUGGCGUUAGACCAUCAAAAAGCAGUUUCGUAAGCCUUUUAUCAGCUUGCAGCCAUUCGGGGCUUGUGAAUGAAGGGCUUUGGUAUUACAGGGUAAUGUUGGAGGAAUAUGGAGUAGAAGCAGUAACAGAGCACCAGGUGUGUGUAGUCGAUAUGCUUGGAAGAGCUGGAGAACUCGAAGAAGCCUAUGAGUUUUUAAAGCAGAUACCAGGAGAGGCUGGAGUUGGCGUUUGGGGAGCCUUGUUAAGUGCUUGUAAUUAUCAUGGAAAUAUGGAGAUGGGAAGAGAAGUUGCAGAGCAUCUUUUUGGAUUGGAGCCUGAAAAUGUUGUCGGCUACUAUAUUUCCCUGGCCAACCUGUAUGUUAGUGUAGGAGGAUGGAAAGAUGCCAUGGAAUUCAGGCAAAUAAUUCAGCACAAAAAUUUGAAGAAGCUGCCUGCUUACAGUAUUAAUAUUGAUGCUGCUUCUUCUUCGGCUUCAGCAUGGAAAUGACAAAAGAAAUCACACUUUUUUUUAAAAAAAAAGUACUAGAAGGUUUUUGUAAUAUUGGGAAAAGAAGUAAUUUAGUUCUUUUCAAAAUAAAUAGAGUAAUUUAGUCCAGCAAUUUAGUUCUUAUAAACAAAGUAAUUAAGUCUUGUGAUAUUUAAAAUUGAGCAAAUAAAAAAAUAAAGGCAAUCUUCCGCUAAUUAAA